This is a messenger RNA of Anopheles stephensi (Asian malaria mosquito), 1076 nucleotides long. It is a transcript of the gene Apf, whose product is annotated as bis(5'-nucleosyl)-tetraphosphatase [asymmetrical]. Gene Ontology annotation, molecular function: bis(5'-nucleosyl)-tetraphosphatase (asymmetrical) activity. Gene Ontology annotation, biological process: AMP biosynthetic process; ATP biosynthetic process. The transcript is spliced from 2 exons. NCBI's taxonomy places the organism in Eukaryota, Metazoa, Arthropoda, Insecta, Diptera, Culicidae. The coding region runs from base 314 to 739 and encodes 141 amino acids. The record is from RefSeq and is a predicted model, not a curated record.
GACAGUCAGAUGCUUUUUGUUUUGCUUUCUGCGCUGCACUAUUUUCCGUGAUUUCAUUUCAAACACGCCGCGUUGCAUCGGACCAAAGUUCAUCCCCUGUUCAUACCCGCGUCCGCAGCGAUACCGAAGUGCAGUGAAGCAUACACAUACACACACACACGCGGAAACACAGACACGUACAAGCGCUGAAUUUAACUGUACGAAAGGCAUCGUUGUUUGCAUUACUCAGCAUUUCCUCCAGACCAAAAACGAAUCAUUUUUCGCGUUCGCGUUCCCCCGAAAAGGACCAACCAUUGAACACAAGGACAGCAAGAUGGCAAAACGUGCGGCCGGCUUUCUCAUAUUUCGCCGACUGCGCGAACGUAUCGAGUAUCUAAUGCUGCAAGCCUCGUACGGCCAGCAUCACUGGUCGCCACCGAAAGGUCACGUCGAUCCGGGGGAAGACGAUUACGCGACAGCCCUGCGUGAAACGACCGAAGAAGCCGGCUACACCGAAAGUGACCUAAAUGUGCACCGGAAGCAAUCGUGCACACUCGAGUACAAAGUGAAGGGACACGAUAAGGUGGUCGUGUACUGGUUGGCGGAACUGCGCAAUCCUUCGCAGGAGGCAAAGCUGUCCGACGAGCACCAGGACAUGAAGUGGCUGGACUGUGAUGAAGCGAUCCAAAUUGCGGGCUACGAAGAUUUCGCAAAGAUGGUACGCCUAUUUGAUGCUAAAAUUAAGGCAAACGAGCUGUGAAUGGACGAUGGUCGGUGAUGCUGUAGUGUGUGGUGGUGUUUUUCGAGUACAAGUUAUUUAUCCGUCUCUUGCACCAGACUUUUUCCGCGCUACGCCGUUUUACACUUAUAUCUAUAUAUACACAUACACACCAACAUAUAUAGAUUGAAACACACAGACACGCGCGCGCGCCAAACGCUUUCUCUAAUUGGAUAAUGAAAGUUAUCGAUUGUUCUCUACGAUGACUACGAUUGUAACUUACGCCUCGAUUAUAUGAUGUACGAGCAAGUGAAACCCGUUCACUUUAAACUAACUAAAAUAAAUGAGUCAUGUUAUGACGACAGUCGGCCGUUGUUUA